AUGGAUGCAAAUUCAUUGCCAGUGAAGCGAUUUCUUCAGCUUCCUUGUGGUGGAAUCGGCGUAGAUACCGAUACAUAUUUCAAUGAUGCGAGCACUCAAACAGCUGCUCGAAUGGCGACUGGAAGCUUGAUCGAAUUGGCAACACAAGUCGUAGAAAAUCGAGUAAAAAAUGGGUUUGCCUGCAUUCGACCACCAGGUCAUCACGCUGAACGAGAAUUGGCCAUGGGUUUCUGUUUUUUCAACAAUGUUGCGAUCACCGCUAAAGUUCUUCAAAACAAAUAUCCAACUCAAUGUGCAAAAAUUGCGAUUAUUGAUUGGGAUGUUCAUCAUGGAAAUGGUACUCAAUUGAGUUUCGAAGAAGAUCCAAAUGUUUUAUAUUUGUCUCUUCAUCGACAUGAUAAUGGACACUUUUUCCCAGGAACUGGUUCAGUUACUGAAGUUGGAAGAGAAGCUGGAAAGGUUUGUUGGGAGGAUUAUUCAAAUUCAAUCACAUAAUUUCUAGGGCUUCACUGUCAACGUCCCAUUUUCCGGAGAUAUCAUGAGAGACGCUGAUUAUCUUGCCGCUUGGAGAGCAAUCGUCGAACCAGUGCUCGAAAGUUUCCAACCAACAUUCAUCCUCGUAUCAGCUGGUUUUGAUGCAGCUCGUGGACACGCCAACGCUCUUGGUGGAUAUGAAAUUUCACCAGAGCUCUUUGGAUUCAUGACAAAAAGUUUGAUGAAUUUCGCCAAUGGAAAAGUUGUGUUGGCUUUGGAAGGCGGCUAUGAUUUGACAAGUAUCUCACAAGCCGCUGAACAAUGUGUUCAAGCGCUGAUUGGUGAAUCUGAUGAUGCUGGAAGACUUAGUUCUGCUGCUCUGGAAACUCUUCCAUGUCUCAGUGCCCAGGAAACUAUUCAAAAGGUAUGUUCAUAUCAUUUAAAAAUGUAGAAAAUAAAAAUAAUCAAUAAUUUUCAGGUGAUUGCAAUUCACAAAGGAUCGUGGCCACUAUUGAGCUCUAAACAAGCAUCAAUCAAUACAACUGAAAUGCAAUGGCGACUUCAAAAUCCAUAA
This is a messenger RNA of Caenorhabditis angaria, 1048 nucleotides long. NCBI's taxonomy places the organism in Eukaryota, Metazoa, Nematoda, Chromadorea, Rhabditida, Rhabditidae. The record is from the annotation of a GenBank genome assembly.